AUGGGUUCAAUUCGGGCAAAGCGAGCUUUGAGGAUUGGUGUCGAUGUUGGAGGCACAAAUACAGAUGCUGUGCUUCUUGACUUAGAUGCAGUUCACCAGCCCAAUCGUGGAGUGCUGGCCUGGCAUAAGACACCAACAACAAGUCCCAAUGUGACUGACGGUAUCGAGACGGCCGUAGGUAACGUGCUGAAACAGGCCGGGAACCACGUGUCAGAGAUUUCCUGUCUCAUUGUUGGAACCACACACUUCUUGAAUGCGGUCAUUGAGCGAGAUGUACAUCGACUGUCGAAAGUGGCUGUAAUUCGACUGUCCAGGAGUUAUACCAGAGACAUCCCUCCCUUUUCGGACUUUCCCCCAGUGCUGGCUGACCUUCUUCACGGCUACCAUGGUUAUGUUGAUGGAGGACUCCACAUCGACGGCGCCCAGGAAGCUCCAAUCAACGAGGAGCAAGUCUUGAAAGAGUGUGAGGCGAUUGAGAAGCUCGGGAUCAAGGCCGUCGUGAUCUCUGGUAUUUUCUCCCCGAUCGAUCAGCAUUUUCACCAGGAGAACCGCGUUCGCGACAUAAUACAAAAGCGACUCAGCAACGUCGACGUUGUUUGCUCUUCCGAGGUCUCGAAUAUCGGUUUAUUGGAAAGAGAAAAUGCGUCUAUAUUGAACGCAUCCAUUCUGGGGUUUGCGAGACGCACGAUUCGUGGCUUUCGUGCUGCCAUGAAGCGGUUGAAGCUCGACUGUACUCUAUUCAUCUCGCAGAACGAUGGUACAGUCCUCGAUUCUGUCUCGGCCGCAAAACUCCCCAUCAAGACAUUCUCGUCGGGUCCCACGAAUUCCAUGCGAGGAGCGGCUUACCUUGGCCUCGGACAACUGGGGCUACAGGGCGAAGAGCGCACUUCGACCAUUGUAAUUGACGUUGGUGGGACAACGACGGAUUGCGGUGUUUUGUUACCAUCAGGAUUUCCUCGCGCAGCAUCAGCCUAUGUCAGUGUCGCAGGUGUAACGAUGAACUUCCCUAUGCCUCAUCUGGAAUCAAUUGGCCUCGGAGGAGGGUCGAUAAUACGCGAACGGGGAAUGGACGUCUCCAUCGGGCCGGAUUCGGUUGGGUACCAGCUGACCACUAGAUCGAGGGUAUUUGGUGGUGAAACCUGUACGGCCACUGAUGUUGCGGUUGCUGGGGGCCUCGCCGUCGGAGAUCCAAAGUUGGUCAGCGAUAUUCAGCCUGAGAUGAUACAGCGCGUUCGGGCUAGGACGAAGAAGAUGCUUGAACGUGUCAUCGACCGGUUGAAGCUCACUCCAGCACCAUUGCCGGUUCUUUUAGUGGGCGGAGGCUCUGUUAUCUGUCCGCUAGAACUCGAAGGGGUAUCUCAAGUUGUGGUGCCAAAGUUCCAUUCCGUUGCUAACGCUGUGGGAGCCGCGAUCUCCAGGGUUUGUGGUUCGCUGGAUGCCAUCUACAGCAUUGCAGAUAUGUCCUUAUCUGAAGUCAUGGAGGACGCAAAGGCCCAAGCUAUUGCAAAAGCCAUGAAAGGAGGAGCCGACUCAAGUACCGUGACGGUGGUUGAAAUCGACACCCUGCCGAUUCCGUACGUUUCUGGACAGAUUCGCGUUCUGGUCAAAGCUGUCGGAGAUCUGUCAUUGGAUUAUGUUGCUGACAGCAAAACCGUCUCCGAGGAGGAAGAUGAACCAGAUGAAGUUUCUACCGAACAAGUCAAAAAUCUCUCAUUGUCUUCGAAGGAAGAGAUUACCAGCGGUAAAUUUGACUUUGACGGAUACCGGCCAUUGGUGAGACGAAACGCGGAAACAGGUGUCCAAGAGUGGAUUGUUUCAGAGACCGACCUUGAGUGGCUCAGUGUAGGAUGUUACAUCCUGGGUUGUGCUGGUGGUGGUUCACCCAAGGCCGAAUUCCUCAAACUCCGCGAUCAGAUUCGAGCAGGUUGUACGGUUCGUAUAAUCGAUAGCUCCUCGUUACAGGAGGAUGCGCUCAUAUAUUGGGGUGGGAUGAUGGGAUCGCCUGCUGUGUCGAUUGAGCGAUUGAACUCUUCGGAGUGCAUAACUGCCGUCGCAGACCUCAUGGAGUAUCUAGGUCACAAAACAUUCGAUGCAGUUAUGGGUCUGGAGAUAGGAGGAGCGAACGGUUUAGAGCCCUUGCUUAUUGGCUCUUCACACGCAUUCAAUCGACCUGUAAUUGAUGCAGACUGGAUGGGUCGAGCAUAUCCGACAUACUGGCAAACCACAAUCGCGGUCUAUGAAAGUGGACAGCUGACCCCGUGCUCAAUUGCAUCGGGUGACGGUAAAACGAUCAUUAUGACGAAGUCGCCUGACGAUGAAAUAGUUGAUCGUGCCUUGCGCGCUUCUUGCUCGGAGAUGGGAUCCAGAGUGGGUAUGGCAGCCAGGCCCACGACGACUGGCCGUGUGAGAUCUUAUGGAGUCAUCAACACUCUUUCGCUUUCCUGGCGUAUCGGCAGGACAGUAGCGCGUGCCCAACAGGAGAGCACCAUUCAUACUAUUGCAGAACAAAUUAUAGACGAAGUUGGCGGUCCCACCACAGCGAAGAUCCUUUUCCGAGGGAAGAUAGUGGCAGUCGAACGAAGAGUUUUCAAAGGACAUUCUUAUGGGGAGAUAACCAUAGCCCAGACGGACGAAGACGAAGAGGAACAGAGUCAUGAGAGAGCAGCAGUUGCCGAAGGAGGGGUGGUCAAGAUCCCAUUCAAGAAUGAAAAUAUAUAUGCAAAGCAUAUCGCCGAUGAUGGAACCGAGACAUACCUGGCAACAGUGCCCGACCUGAUCUCUGUCCUCGACACACAAUCUGGAUGCGCGCUCGGCGUCCCUGAAUUCCGGUAUGGGUUGCUGGUGACGGUACUUGGGAUCACCUGCUCGCCACGGUGGUCAGACACGGAAAGGGGUUUGCAGUAUGGUGGACCGGAAGCAUUCGGAUACAGCAUAGAUUAUCGACCCUUGGGUGUGUUUGUGGAACCGAAGAGCGUUGUUCUUGAAUACGCAGGUGCAACGGCCUGCUCAGAGUGA
Molecule: messenger RNA, 3015 nt
Organism: Fonsecaea multimorphosa CBS 102226
Lineage: Eukaryota; Fungi; Ascomycota; Eurotiomycetes; Chaetothyriales; Herpotrichiellaceae
Exons: 3
Coding region: 1-3015 (1004 amino acids)
Biological process (GO): glutathione metabolic process
Cellular component (GO): cytosol
Molecular function (GO): 5-oxoprolinase (ATP-hydrolyzing) activity
Source: RefSeq, a predicted model, not a curated record